AUGACAGAACCAAAGAAUAGUUUCCCUCAAGCCCCAGUACUCAAGGUGCAUUGGUUUCACGCCAUCGAUAGGCCUAUUAUAGACCCUAUUGCUAUUCGUAAAGCCAAGCGAGACAAGACGUUGACGAGUAUCAACUCAACUUCAUCAGCUUCAUCCAUCGCUUCCGAAUCGUCAUUAUCUUCUUCAGCGACAUCCUGCAAAAACAAACCAAAGAAUUGGGUUCCGUUUUCCAAGCGUGAUAACACAGCAUUGGAGAAGGCUUUCGAGAAUGGGACAAAAGUAGUGCCUGUGAAUGAAGAUUACUUAUUCCAAGUCGAUAUUUACAAGAGAGAGAUCAGUCCGGUUUACUGGGAGGGGCCUGUUUUCGAAGUGCGUCGGGCUACAUGGUUUAUGCAAACAGAUUCAAAGUGGUUACCAUGCGAGGAAAAUAUGGCAAAGCAAAUCGAACAAGGUUAUCAUAAACAUAAACCAAUCAGAUCUGAACCAGUUGCUGCUGAAAUGGUGCCCAUAGUACAAGACAAAGAAAAGGACAUUGGCCAAGUAGAUCAAGUACUCUCAAAAGAAGAGCCACCAUCCUCAACAGCGACGAAGCCUAUCAACGAGUUGAAAGUGAAUGAAGAGCAGAAGGAGUAUCUGCUGGGACCUUAUCUUGGACAAUAUGUCAUCUACUCCAGCCCAACGCAAGCUUGGUUAUUAUAUGACACAGCACCAGCCAAGAUCGCCAAGAGCUUUUUAGAAAAGUUGACCAACAAUCAAAACUUGGGUGGCAUCAAAUUACUUCGAGGCUACAAUGAAGUUGAAAAGGAGACUGCAGCGAAGAAGGAGCAAGAAGGCAAAAAGGAUACAAAGACAGCAGAUGAAGCAGAUGCCAGCAAGAAACUACAUUUAGAUUUAGAAGACGAUAAGCCAAGACUGUCGACCGAUUCUGGAGAUUUAUCAAGAAACAUCUCACCCCAAAAGAAGAAGGAAUUGGAGGAGAAGGAAAUGAUACAACAACGCGCAGAAGAUUAUGAUAACGAGGAUAGUGAAGAAGAUGUACGAAAUAUAGAUCAAAUCGUGUUUGUGAUUCAUGGCAUUGGCCAACAGAUGUCUGAGCGUAUGGGUCAAAAUUUUGUACAUGAUGUUAAUGUUUUGAGAAAGACGCUGAAAUCAACAUGGCCCAUUGCAGUCUCAGGAACACAGCCUUUGGAUCGUGCCAAUGGCAUCCAAGUUUUACCUAUUCUUUGGAGAAAAGGCAUCCUGUUUGGAACAGAUGACACGGACCAAGAUUCAAAGCUAGAGUCAGAUAUUGGUAUCUCGGAAGAUGAUGAUGGAUGUCCCACGUUGGAUGAGAUUACAUUAGAGGGUGCUCCUAAUAUCAGAACAUUAGUCUCGGAUGUUUUUCUUGACAUUCCUUUGUACUUGACGAGUAAAUACCAUGAUUUGAUGAUCCAUGUGGUGACAAAAGAGAUCAACCGCGUGUACAAGUUAUUCAUUGAGAGAAAUCCCUAUUUCUUGAAGAACAAUGGCCAGGUGUCAAUUGUCGCUCAUUCCUUGGGUUCAUUGCUUGGAUUCGACAUUCUUAGUGUGCAGCCAUUCACGUACAAACAAAAGCCAAAUGUACAACAACAACAACAACAACAACAACAACAACAACAACAACAACAACAGCAAAACUCGUCUGCUUACAACGAAAAGAAUCUUGCGACAUUGAAUUUCCCUGUGAAAAACUACUUUGCAUUGGGCUCGCCAUUAGGUAUGAUCAUGCUGUUACGAGGCAACAAGAUAAUAUCUCGCAAGACAUUGACAGAACCACCACCAAAGCAAAACAACAUUGAUCAUCCCGUGUCCUUUGUAUAUCCUGCUGCUGACAACAUUUACAACAUUUUCCACAAAUCGGAUCCAGUCGCCUAUCGCUUAGAACCCUUGGUCGUUCGUCACUAUGGAGCUAAAUUGAAGCCUGUGCCUAUCCCUUACAUCAAAGGCGGGCUGAAGAGCAUGUUGGAUGCCGGCUUCAAUGCAGGUAGUGAUCUAGCGAAUCGAGCAGGUGCCAUGUUUGAAUCUAUUAAAACGGGAUUUACCAGUAGCUUAUUGAUGCGUGGCUUGGGGUUCUCCAAACCAUUGGAAUACGCAUCAGGUUCUGCUGAAUUGCAGGAAUGGCAAUCUCAAUCCAAUCCCAAUAUCAUGACAACGCGAGCCAAUGCUAAAAGUGCAUCCAAACUCAAGUGCCUGAACCCUACUGGUAGACUGGAUUUCUAUCUGCAAGAAGGGUUGCUGGAGAAUGCUUAUUUGAGUGCGUUGAGUGUGCAUAUGUCGUAUUGGCAGGAUGUGGAUGUCGCUGGUUUCUUGAUUCGAGAAAUCUAUCAAAACCAAAGUGAAGAAAAGAAAUCCAAGACCAUCACUGUUUGA
Molecule: messenger RNA, 2388 nt
Organism: Mucor velutinosus
Lineage: Eukaryota; Fungi; Mucoromycota; Mucoromycetes; Mucorales; Mucoraceae
Exons: 8
Coding region: 1-2388 (795 amino acids)
Cellular component (GO): cytoplasm
Molecular function (GO): metal ion binding; glycerophospholipase activity
Source: RefSeq, a predicted model, not a curated record